Aspergillus pseudotamarii is the source of this 3312-nucleotide messenger RNA. RefSeq names its product bifunctional cytochrome P450/NADPH--P450 reductase. The transcript is spliced from 5 exons. Gene Ontology annotation, cellular component: cytosol. Gene Ontology annotation, molecular function: NADPH-hemoprotein reductase activity; flavin adenine dinucleotide binding; iron ion binding. Bases 1 to 3312 code for a protein of 1103 amino acids. The record is from RefSeq and is a predicted model, not a curated record. NCBI's taxonomy places the organism in Eukaryota, Fungi, Ascomycota, Eurotiomycetes, Eurotiales, Aspergillaceae.
AUGGAGGUUACAAAAUCCAUCCCAAUUCCAGAGCCCAAGGGCCUUCCUCUGUUGGGAAAUAUUCUGGAUGUUGAUUCAGAAGCACCGGAGAAAAGCUUCCAACGACUGGCGGAAACCUAUGGCCCGAUCUUUAGGCUGAACCUCGCCGGAGCGUCAAGAGUGUUCAUAAGCACUCACGAGCUCGUCGAUGAAAUUUGUGAUGAGGAACGAUUCACAAAGGUUGUGACCGCUGGAUUGAGAGAAAUUCGAAACGGCGUUCAAGAUGGUCUGUUUACUGCGGAUUAUCCUGGAGAGGAUAACUGGGCGAUCGCGCAUCGCGUCCUGGUUCCAGCUUUCGGGCCUUUGAUGAUUCGAGCCAUGUAUGAAGAUAUGUACGAUAUUGCAAGCCAGCUUGCUUUGAAGUGGGCACGGCAGGGGUCUUCUGCUACUAUAAUGGCCAAUGAUGACUUUACUCGCCUGACGCUGGACACUAUCGCGCUCUGUUCCAUGGGAACUAGGUUCAAUUCUUUUUACAGCGAAGAUUUACACCCUUUCAUCAAGGCAGUGGCUACGUUGCUGCAAGGAUCUUCCGAUAGGACUUUCCGUCCGACACUUCUUAACAGCCUGCCUACGAGGGAAAAUAAAAAAUACUGGAGUGAUAUCGGUCUUCUACGAACACUGUCUCAGGAGCUAGUUGAUGCACGGAGAAAUAGUCCAUUAGACAAGAAGGACCUGCUCAAUGCUCUCAUCCUUGGUCAAGACCUUCAGACUGGCCAGCAUCUCAGUGAUGACUCGAUCAUCAACAAUAUGAUAACAUUCCUUGUGGCAGGUCAUGAGACAACAUCUGCCACGCUGACAUUCCUUUUCUAUUAUCUGCUUAAAACCCCGCAUGCAUACCAAAGAGCACAGGAAGAAGUCGAUGCGGUAGUCGGCCAACGGAAGAUUACAGUGGAAGAUCUGUCAAAGUUGUCCUACAUUGCAGCCUCACUGAGAGAGACACUGCGGCUCCAGGCUCCAGUUCCUUUAAUCGCUUUUCAUCCACACCCUACUAAGAAUUAUGAAGAUCCCGUAACUUUAGGGAAGGGUAAGUAUGCUUUAAACAAGGGUGAGCCUGUGGUUCUUAUCAUGAGAAAGGUGCAUCGGGACCCGAAGGUCUAUGGUGAUGAUGCAGAGGAGUUUAAGCCAGAGAGAAUGCUGGAUGAAAAAUUUGAAGAACUCCCUAGGAAUGCCUGGAAGCCAUUUGGGAACGGUAUAAGAGGAUGCAUCGGCCGGCCAUUUGCUUGGCAAGAGAUGUUGCUCGUGGUGGCCAUGUUACUGCAGAGUUUCAAUUUUGAUAUGGAGAAUCUCAGCUACGAUCUUCGAAUCAAGCAGUCACUAUCAAUAAAGCCUGACGGCUUCCACAUGAAGGCCACGCUUCGAAGAGGUCUAGAUGCGGCCAAACUAGCGAACUUCUUGAACAGCGGCGGUGAUCUUUCUGAUGCUCCUCAGAUACUCAACGGGGAGAAUCAACCUAACACAGAUUUGCGAUCUCACAUGAAGCCUAUGCAUAUAUUCUUUGGCAGUAAUACGGGUACCUGUGAGGCCCUGGCUCGGAGGCUAGCUAAGGACUCUAUGGGAUACGGGUUUGUGGCCAAGGUCGAAAGUCUGAACUCAGCCAUGGAGAAUAUUCCCACAGAUAACCCUGUCAUCUUCAUUACCGCAUCGUACGAAGGACAGCCGCCUGAUAACGCCACCCAUUUCUUCGAAUGGCUGAACGGGCUAAGGAAAGCUGAGCUGGACGGAGUCACUUAUGCUGUAUUUGGAUGUGGGCAUCACGACUGGUCUGCCACGUUUCUUCGCAUACCAAAAGCUACCAAUGAUCUUGUAAAUAAGCACGGUGGAGUCCGCUUAUGCGACAUGGGCGUGGCUGAUGCAGCCAAUUCAGACAUGUUCUCCGAUUUUGAUACUUGGAGCGAGUUCACUCUCUGGCCGGCAAUCAAUUCGAAAUUUGGCCGUGUAUUCCCAGAUGGAGACGUACAAUCCAAGCCUGCCUUGCAGGUUGACAUUAGUUCGAGUAUGCGAGCUUCUACUUUGGGCCUUCAGUUGCAGGAAGGGUACGUGCUUGAAAACAGACUGCUCACAACACCUGACGUCCCAGCCAAGAGAAUGCUGCGAUUCAAACUACCACCCGAUACGACCUAUCAAUGUGGAGACUAUCUCAUUGUACUACCCGUAAACUCAACUCAAGUUGUCCGCCGCGCAAUCCGCCGCUUUAACAUAUCAUGGGACUCCAUGCUUACCGUCUGGAAGCCAUCGCAUGCUUCAGAUGGCAUCACGAACAUGCCCUUCGAGACGCCCCUCUCCGCCUUCGAGCUCUUUUCAACAUACGUAGAGCUAUCCCAGCCAGUAUCCAAACGAGACUUGAUCACCCUCGCAGAGGCAGCUACCCAAGAUACAGACGCCCAAGCAGAAUUACAGUCACUCGCCUCCAGCUCUAACCGCUUCACCGAAGAAGUCAUCCACAAUCGACUAAGCCCCCUCGACAUCCUCAUACGCUACCCCUCCAUCAAUAUACCACUGAGCACUUUCCUCGCAAUGUUGCCUCCCAUGCGAGUCCGCCAAUACUCAAUCUCAUCAUCCCCACUAGCUAACCCAUCAGAAUGCUCCAUCACAUUCUCAGUGCUAAACUCAUCCCACCUACCCACGGAGAACAAACGAUUCGUAGUAGUCGCGUCAACAUACCUCUCCGAACUCCAACCAGGAGACCGCGCCCAGAUCUCCAUCCGCGCCUCAAACAACAAAGGCUUCAAACCUCCCUUAAAAGAAGAAACAUCGAUGAUAAUGGCAUGCGCAGGAAGCGGUCUAGCCCCCUUCCGCGGCUUCAUCAUGGAUCGCACGGAAAAGAUCCGCAGACGACGCACCGAAGUACUUCUCGACGAUGACCAUCCCGAGAUAGGAAAACCAGCGAAAGCUAUACUAUACAUUGGCUGCCGCACCAAGGGCAAGGAUGAUAUCCACGCGUGCGAGCUAGACGAAUGGAGUCGUCAGGGAGCUGUCGACGUGCGAUGGGCAUAUAGUCGGCCGACUGAUGGAUCGCCAGGACGUCAUGUUCUGGAUCUGAUGUUUGAAGAUCGUAACGAGCUACUUGACUUGAUUGAUCAGGGAGCACGGAUCUAUGUGUGCGGCGGAAUGAGUGUCGGUCAUGGGAUUCGCCAGAUAUUCAAGGAUAUUUUUAUUGAGAGACGGCGUGAGGCACUGGAGAGUGGUUCCGAUGGGGAUGAGGACGUGGCUGCUGAGGAGUAUUUAGAUCGUUUGAAGACUGAAGAGAGAUAUGCUACGGAUGUGUUUACGUAG